AUGGAGCGGCGGCUGCGCGCGCUGGAGCGGCUGGCGCGGGGCGAGGCCGGCGGCGGCCCGGGGCUCGACGGCCUCCUGGAUCUGCUGCUGGGGCUGCACCAAGAACUCAGCAGCACCCCCCUGCGGCGGGAGCGCAACGUGGCGCAGUUCCUGAGCUGGGCCAGCCCCUUCGUGACAAUGGUGAAAGAGUUGCGUCUGCAGAGAGAUGACUUUGAGAUUUUGAAGGUGAUCGGCCGAGGGGCCUUCGGGGAGGUUGCUGUGGUGAGGCAGAGGGACAGUGGGCAGAUUUUUGCCAUGAAAAUGCUGCACAAGUGGGAGAUGCUGAAGAGAGCUGAGACAGCCUGUUUCCGGGAGGAGCGGGACGUUCUGGUGAAGGGGGACAGCCGCUGGGUGACCACUCUGCACUAUGCCUUCCAAGACGAGGAAUACCUGUACCUGGUGAUGGACUACUACGCCGGUGGGGACCUCCUCACACUGCUGAGCCGCUUUGAGGACCGCCUCCCGCCUGAGCUGGCCCAGUUCUACCUGGCUGAGAUGGUGCUGGCCAUCCACUCACUGCACCAGCUGGGCUACGUCCACAGGGAUGUCAAGCCAGACAAUGUCCUCCUGGACGUGAAUGGACACAUUCGCCUGGCCGACUUUGGCUCCUGCCUGCGUCUCAACAACAGCGGCAUGGUGGACUCAUCAGUGGCAGUAGGGACACCGGACUACAUCUCCCCUGAGAUCCUGCAGGCCAUGGAAGAGGGCAAGGGCCACUACGGCCCGCAGUGUGACUGGUGGUCACUGGGAGUGUGCGCCUAUGAGCUGCUCUUUGGGGAGACGCCCUUCUACGCCGAGUCCCUGGUGGAAACCUAUGGCAAGAUCAUGAACCAUGAGGACCACCUGCAGUUCCCCUCGGACAUGCCUGACGUGCCAGCCAGCGCCCGAGACCUGAUCCGACAGUUGCUGUGCCGCCAGGAGGAGCGGCUGGGCCGGGGCGGGCUGGACGACUUCCGGAACCAUCCCUUCUUCGAAGGCGUGGACUGGGAGCGGCUGGCGGCCAGCACUGCCCCCUAUGUCCCUGAGCUCCAAGGGCCCAUGGACACCUCCAACUUUGAUGUGGAUGAUGACACCGUCAACCACCCAGGGACCCUGCCACCACCCUGCCAUGGGGCCUUCUCGGGCCAUCACCUGCCAUUCGUGGGCUUUACCUAUACCUCUGGCAGUCCCAGUCCUGAGAGCAGCUCCGAGCCAUUGGCUGCUCUGGAGCAGAAGCUCCACUGUCUGGAGCAGGAGAAGGUGGAGCUGAGCCGGAAGUGCCAAGAGGCCCUGCACGCCACUUCAGACCACUGGGAGCUGCAGCAGCUACAGAAGGAAGUGCAGACUCUACGGGAGAGGUUGUCAGAGACACUGAGGGACAGCAAUGCCCCCUUGUCCCAGACGGAUGGGCCCCCUGCUCAUAGCCCAGGUCAAGACAGUGACUCAUGGCAGGAGAGAGACCAGCUCCACCAGGAGCUGGCCGAGGCUCGGGCAAGGCUGCAGGCUCAGGAACAGGAGCUAUGCAGAGCCCAGGAGCAGCAGGAAGAGCUAUUCCAGAGGCUGCAGGAGGCCCAGAAGAGAGAAGCAGCCAUAGCCAGCCAGACCCAGGCCCUGAGCUCCCAGUUGAAGGAAGCCCGGGCUACCCAGAGGGAGCUGGAGGCCCAGGUGGCCACCCUGAGCGAGGAGGUGACACAGCUGCAGGGACAGCGGGAGCGAAGCCUUGAGGAGUGUUCUCGGGUCAAGACCGUCCACACAGCCUCUGAGACCAACGGCACGGGACCGCCUGAGGGCGGGCCUCAGGAAGCUCAACUGAGGCAGGAGGUGGCCGCUCUGCGGGAGCAGCUGGAGCAGGCCCACAGCCAACGGCCAAGUGGGAAGGAGGAGGCUCUGUGCUGGCUGCAGGAGGAGAACCGGCGGCUGAGCCGGGAGCAGGAGCGGCUGCUGGAAGAGCUGGCGCAGGAGCAGCAGAGCAAGCAGCAGCUGGAGGGUGAGCGGCGGGAGACGGAGAGCAACUGGGAGGCCCAGAUCGCCGACAUCCUCCGCUGGGUGAAUGAUGAGAAGGUCUCAAGAGGCUACCUGCAGGCUCUGGCCACCAAGAUGGCAGAGGAGCUGGAAUCCUUGCGGAACGUGGGCACCCAGACACUCCCUGCCCGGCCGCUGGACCACCAGUGGAAGGCACGAAGGCUGCAGAAGAUGGAGGCUUCGGCCAGGCUGGAGCUACAGUCUGCACUGGAGGCCGAGAUCCGUGCCAAGCAGGGCCUGCAGGAGCGGCUGACGCAGGUGCAGGAGGCCCAGCUGCAGGCCGAGCGCCGUCUGCAGGAGGCUGAGAAGCAGAGCCAGGCCCUGCAGCAGGAGCUGGCCACGCUGCGGGAGGAGCUGCGGGCCCGCCGGCCAGGGGACUCCAAGCCAUCAAACUCCCUGAUUCCCUUCUUGUCCUUCCGGAGCUCAGAGAAGGAUCCUGCCAAGGAGCCUGGUGUCUCAGGAGAGGCCCCAAGGCCUGGGGUGGAGCCAGAGCUGAGGCCAGAAGGCCGACGCAGCCUGCGCUCAGGGGCUGUGUUCCCCAGAGUGCCAGCAGCCGCCACAGCCCCUGCAGAAGGUCUUCCUGCUAAGCCUGGCUCACACAUGCUGCGCCCCCGGAGCUUCCCAUCCCCCACCAAGUGUCUCCGCUGCACCUCGCUGAUGCUGGGCCUGGGCCGCCAGGGCCUGGGCUGUGAUGCCUGCGGCUACUUCUGUCACUCAACCUGCGCCCCACAGGCCCCACCCUGCCCCGUGCCCCCUGACCUGCUCCACACAGCCCUGGGAGUGCACCCCGAAACGGGCACGGGCACUGCCUACGAGGGCUUCCUGUCGGUGCCACGGCCCUCUGGCGUCCGGCGGGGCUGGCAGCGGGUGUUUGCUGCACUCAGCGACUCGCGCCUGCUGCUAUUUGACGCCCCUGACCCUCGGCUCAGCCCAGCCAGUGGGGCUCUCUUGCAGGCGCUGGAUCUGAGGGACCCCCAGUUCUCAGCCACUCCUGUCCUGGCCUCGGAUGUCAUCCACGCCCAGUCAAAGGACCUGCCACGAAUCUUUAGGGUGACAGCCUCCCAGCUGACCGUGCCACCUACCACGUGCACCGUGCUGCUGCUGGCCGAGAGCGAGGGGGAGCGGGAGCGCUGGCUGCACAUGCUGGGCGAGUUGCAGCGGCUGCUGCUGGACACACGGCCAAGACCCCGGCCCGUGUACACACUCAAGGAGGCCUACGACAAUGGGCUGCCACUGCUGCCCCACACACUCUGCGCUGCCAUCCUUGACCAGGAGCGGCUUGCUCUGGGCACCGAGGAGGGGCUGUUUGUGAUCCAUCUGCACAGCAACGACAUCUUCCAGGUGGGGGAGUGCCGGCGGGUGCAGCGGCUGGCUGUGAGCCCCACAGCGGGCCUGCUCAUCGUGCUGUGUGGCCGCGGCCCCAGCGUGCGCCUCUUUGCCCUGGCCGAGCUGGAGAGCACAGAGGCAGCAGGUGCCAAGAUCCCCGAGUCUCGAGGCUGCCAGGUGGUGGUAACUGGGCGCAUCCUGCAGGAUCGCACCCCAGUGCUCUGUGUAGCCGUCAAGCGCCAAGUGCUCUGCUACCAGCUGGGCCCAGGCCCGGGGCCCUGGCAGCACCGGAUCCGUGAGUUACAGGCACCCGCACCUGUGCAGAGCCUGGGGCUGCUGGGUGACCGGCUGUGUGUGGGUGCCGCCGGUGGCUUCACACUCUACCCGCUGCUCAAUGAGGCUGCUCCAUUGGUGCUGGGGUCCGGUCUGAUGCCUGAGGAGCUGCCGCCCUCCCGAGGGGGCCUGGGCGAGGCGCUGGGUGCCCUGGAGCUCAGCCUCAGUGAGUUCCUGCUGCUCUUCACCACUGCUGGCAUCUACGUGGAUGGCACAGGCCGCAAGUCUCGUGGCCACGAACUGCUGUGGCCAGCAGCACCCACGGGCUGGGGUUACGCAGCCCCCUACCUGACAGUGUCCAGCGAGAGCGCCAUCGAUGUGUUUGACGUGAGGCGAGCAGAAUGGGUGCAGACGGUGCCGCUCAAGAAGGUGCGGCCCCUCAAUCCAGAGGGCUCCUUGUUCCUCUAUGGCACCGAGAAGGUCCGCCUGACCUACCUCAGGAACCAGCUGGCAGAGAAGGACGAGUUCGACAUCCCCGACCUCACCGACAACAGCCGGCGCCAGCUAUUCCGCACCAAGAGCAAGCGCCGCUUCUUCUUCCGGGUGUCGGAGGAGCAGCAGAAGCAGCAGCGCAGGGAGAUGCUGAAGGACCCCUUUGUGCGCUCCAAACUCAUCUCACCGCCCACCAAUUUCAACCACCUGGUGCACGUGGGCCCCACCAAUGGGAGGCCCAGCGCCAGAGACCCUCCCCGGGCUCCGGAAAAGAAGGGCCGAGGUCCCCGCACUGGCCCUCAACGGCCCCACAGCUUCUCGGAGGCGUUGCGGCGCCCAGCAUCCGUGGGCAGUGACGGCCUCGCUGGAGAUGCAGACCCCACAGUGAAGAGGAAACCUUGGACAUCUCUGUCCAGCGAGUCUGUGUCCUGCCCCCAGGGAUCUCUGAGCCCUGCAGCCUCCCUAAUACAGGUCUCAGAGCGGCCCCGGAGCCUUCCCCCAGCCCCUGAAUCAGAGAGUACCCCUUGAUGUCCUCUGGCAGGGCCCACCCCAAUCCCAGGACAGAAAGAUGUGAGGGAACAAAGAGCUUGAGAAAUGCCAUAUUCCGGCUGGUCCGGGACAUGGAAAUUCGGACUCAGGGAGGUCCUGGACUGGGCAGGGACUGGGAGGCUUGCCUGGGUUCCUAGGACUUGGGGGUCCUGACUCCCAGCCCUCAUCCUGCCUUCCUCUCUGCUCCCAGCCCCAGCCUGUGCUAGCCAUUGGGAAUGGAAUGGCCCCUCUUCUGCCCUGGUGUUCAGGGGUGAUUGUGCCAAA
This is a messenger RNA of Propithecus coquereli (Coquerel's sifaka), 4944 nucleotides long. RefSeq names its product CDC42 binding protein kinase gamma (DMPK-like) (gene CDC42BPG). The coding region runs from base 1 to 4659 and encodes 1552 amino acids. The transcript has 37 exons. The record is from RefSeq and is a predicted model, not a curated record. Gene Ontology annotation, cellular component: cytoskeleton; cytoplasm. NCBI's taxonomy places the organism in Eukaryota, Metazoa, Chordata, Mammalia, Primates, Indriidae. Gene Ontology annotation, molecular function: protein serine/threonine kinase activity; ATP binding. Gene Ontology annotation, biological process: peptidyl-threonine phosphorylation; actomyosin structure organization.